This is a messenger RNA of Oreochromis niloticus (Nile tilapia), 7320 nucleotides long. It is a transcript of the gene tnfa, whose product is annotated as tumor necrosis factor a (TNF superfamily, member 2). Gene Ontology annotation, molecular function: tumor necrosis factor receptor binding. The coding region runs from base 6041 to 6760 and encodes 239 amino acids. Gene Ontology annotation, cellular component: membrane. Gene Ontology annotation, biological process: immune response. NCBI's taxonomy places the organism in Eukaryota, Metazoa, Chordata, Actinopteri, Cichliformes, Cichlidae. The transcript is spliced from 6 exons. The record is from RefSeq and is a predicted model, not a curated record.
AUGAUUAUUUUCAUGCUCAUGUUUUUUAAUCUCUGAAUACAAAGGUGAUUGAAAAGAUGGGGUGACAACUUCAGUUGGAGGCUGUGUAACUUCUAUUAGGAAUGGAAUUUUCCAAAUCAUGGAUGACCAGUAUGAUUUAGUGCAGGCGCAGCAAUGUCGUCCUCUACUGACAUUGCAUCCGGAUCGACAGAACUGGCAUUAGUCAGUAGAUGGGAUGUACUGUCAAAAGACAAAGUCACCAUGCUCCAAUGAUCAACAACAGGGUUAGUAUUACAUUUUCUGAGGAGCUGAAGAUUGUAAAUGGUACUUGUCAAGGAAGUACCUUGUAAAUGUUUAGUAGAGUGGAAAAAAAGUUCUUGUCAUCUGGAAAUGAGGAAGAAAUCUUGUGUAUAUGUUCUACUAAAUUCAAAAGGCUUUGCAGAAUGUGGGCUAAUGAUUGGGUUUUAAAAUAUCCACAGAUAAAACUAAAUACAUAAUAUUUGGACCAAAAAAGGAAAAGAAAGGAAAAGACUGAUCCGAUGUUUGCCAGACAAACAUCUACAAUAUAUGAAGAGAACCUUGAGUAAGCCAAGUAGUUUAGAUUUCUUAAAAUGUGGCUAAAUGAGAGAAUGAUGGAUGGAAAACAGAACAGAACAUUAACCAGAAACAGAAACUACAAAUGUGUUUAUAAAUGAACAAUGGCUUAUGGAAAAAUGAGCAAGUCUUACUUCACAUGAUCACUUCAUAAUACAGCAAUACAGCAGAAAAAAAAUGCCUGUCUUGGAUAAUAAUAACAGUAGAUGGCAGCAAUGUGCCAUUGUGUCGCCUAGUCUGCCCAACCCAAACCCCAAAGUUCUCACGAGACUCUGCGUGAUUCAACAUGGCGACGAUGUUUGUGGAAAGUAAACAAACUGACUACUAAGCCAACUACAUUUCUCUCUACAUUGUCAAGGUUUCAACCUAAAGGUGCUGGACUACUAUAUUGAUUCCUACUCCGAACAAUUAUUCACAAUGGGAAAGAACGAGGAAACUAACCGAGCCUCUCCAAACCCGACUCCAUCAUCAAAACGAUCACUGGACUCAUUCACCGACUCGACAACCCAGAAGCAGCUGAAUGAACUACAAAACUCCACAGGACUUCCUGCUCCCUUCCACUCCUUGAUUCCUUUCUGAGCAACCACUGGCCUUGCCCAGACAGCUAAUCUCUGCUUUGCUUCCUGUCUUCACACAAGUGCUCAAGACUCUGUAAUCCAAGACCCAAGAAUGUGAGAAGUAGUUAUAGCUUUGCAUUAUGCAUCAGAUCUGGCUCUUUCAACCCAACAGAGGGUCCUUUCCAUAUACAGAUUCAAGUUUCUGCAGCCAGAGAUCAGCAAGCCAAGGUCUCUGUCCUUGUUUGAGUCAUGAUGCUAGCAUGCUGCCCACCCAACCAACAUCUACUUAGUCCCUAUAGGUGCAGGUCACCAGGAAUUUGAAAAUUUUCCAUCCAAGCCCGACUCCAUGAACACAUGGAGCCAGGCCUUUUUAUCUGACCCUGACAAGAGAGUCAGAUAAAAUGUGACAAUAAUAACGAAAUGUUGCAACAACAACAAUAAUAAUAAUAACCUCUGUAGAUAAAUUGCAAUUUGUGGGUAAUAGUCGCAGUAUAACAUAGCAAUUUUUAAACAAAUUUUUCAUCAAAACCUUUCUAGAGGGAAGAUUUCCACAUCAUAUUUUUGGUGAGCUCUUUAUCUUCUAGAGCUUUUCGAAUUCUGUCUUGUAAAGAGGAAGCUGAGUAGUGGGCCAUUCUACAGAAAGCACUGUGCAUUCCUCUUUUCUCAGGGAAUGUAUCAAGUCUUUUUUUAGAUAAAGGGAGUUUGAUUCUUGUGGCAGUUUUAGAAAGGGAAAAAAGCAUGACAAGCAGGCUGAUGUACUGCAACAUGAGGGGAGUUUUUUUUUCACAUCCUUUUGAUGAACAAAAUACCAAAUCUCUGUGUGUAAGUGGGCUGUAAACCACAUGAGGGGCAGUUUCUGAGGAAAGAAAAAAAUUUAAAUAAAAUUUCUGUCUUGUUGUUGCGUAUACUCCCCUGCUACUGAAGUUCACCCUCUAUGGAAAACCAUGUUUAGUCAUUUUCGCUGAAUGACAUAUAAAAUGAUACAUGGAAACAUAAAAAUGUGUUAGAAAGUAUCUUUGUUUAUUUGAAUGCAUCUUGACAUCUUUGAUUCCUCUUCUCCUUUUCAGUGUUUUAGUUGAUUGUGUUAGAUUUUAUCUUGGUAUGUGUCUGUGACAAUAGACAACAGUCUCCAAACAGUUUGUGGUUUGUGCGUGGUCUUUUAUUCCAUGACUAGUUUUGUAAACUAAAGUAGCACUGAAAGAGUUUUGUGGAGUUACAGUAAAGGGUUGUACUUUGCCUUCCUGUUAAAGCAGAUUUGGAGACAUCUUAGUUCUUGUAAUAAAGUUGGAUAUCAUUGCUGCUAUAAGACAAUAAAACUAAAUUAAAAUGAUGAACUGUUUUGAGUAUUCUGGAUUUGAUCUAUGUAUUUAUCUUAACCUUUGAUAGUUUAACACAUUUGUAGUCCACAUAGUGAGCAAUAGCUGACAGCGUGUUACUGUGUUUCUUCCAUAACUGUUUCAUGUGUACUUCAGCCAGUUUUUUGUCCUUUCAGAUAUUUCUCACAGUAAAAGUAAUUUUUAUUGUCUGUAAUAAUAAUUAACAACAGCUAGCAUCUCAUUAGUUAACAUUCACCAUUUUGGAAACAUGCCAAGCCAAAUUAUCUAGCAUAAUACAGUGUGAGUAGGAUGUGACUACACAGUAGCAUCAAAUGCUGAUAGUAAAACUCCAAUAUUGCUGUUCAGUCUGUGACCUAAUGAAGAACUUCAGCACUAAUGGUAGUGUUGAUAUUUUACUAUAUUGCAUAGUGUGGUCGUUAGAUUUACUAAAUUUCCUGAAGAAGAUUUCAUUACUUUUUUAUGUGUCUUGGGUCAUUAUUCAUAUUACUAAUAACUAACAACAAACAUUUUUCAGUUGCAAACUCACUCCAUUAGGUAUGUUUGCUUUAGCCACAACAUUAAGACCACCCAUCUAAUAAUAUGUAGGUCAUUAAGGCCUGUGAUAUCAAGCACCAAGACAUUAGCAGCAUAUAUGACAUGAAAGUUCCAAGCUAGGGCCUCCAUGGAUCAGACUGAAUGCUUUAUACUCAUCACGCUUUCCAAUCAAAGCUCUGUGAGCUUGCUUUCCUCUGUCUUUCUGUCAUCUCUUCCCCAGACAAACAAAUCAAGUAUGUGCAAGUGAUUUUCAUAAUAUUAAAGAAAUUUAUCAGACCUCUCCUCCUCCUCCUUUGGUGUUUGAUGUGUUUUGAGGUCCUUUCUAAAGAGAGCAAAUUUGAUUCAUAUUCAGCAGUGCUAAUGUUGUGGCCAUCAGUGUAAGAAGUAAACUUUCUGAAUCUGAUGUGCCGUGCUGUCGCUAUGAGUCUUCCUGUGGGCAUCGUGGCCACACUCACUUUUUGUUUAUGCAAAUAUAUUGGUUUUAGCUGACAAAACUCAACUGUUUGCAACCUCUCUGUCUAUCUUACUGGUCACACUUCUUUCCUGUUUCCCAUAGCUGUUUCAUAGCUAAUACAAAUAUAUACAUAUAUGCUAGAUAUAGAAAAAUAGAGCUCAUCUUAUCUUGAACACCAGUGGUGACAUCAUUUAACACCUUAAGGUGCUACUCCACCCAAAAUAUAGCUUGAGCAUGAAAGGCUCACUCUAGCGUGAAGAUGACUGUUAAAAACUUGCAGCUUAAAGAAUAAAGACACACAUUCUCCAUGAUGACUGUGAUACAGUCACAAAGCCUCCCUAAUAGGCAUUGCUAUUUUACACAACUGUUGUUUUGUAAGCUCAUGUGAAAGGGAUAUCAUAUGUUUUUAUACAUUAUCUCUGUAGAGAAGGUUUUUAAGGUUUGUUCUUUUGGUUCUGUGAAACCCUCUGGGUAGCUGUUUUUAAACUAUGGGCCAAAGAUAAGCCUGAGGCCCAGGAGCUACACCUUAACAUGUGUGGUGUUCAAGAUCUGGGAUUUCCGCCACCAACUAUCGUUGGUUACCUUGAUGAAACCAAAGACAACUUCAAAAUAAAGUGCUAUUUUCAUUUUCUCUUCAGAAGAUGGUUUAAAGUGAUUGUGAAGUUGAAAUGUCAUUAUAUGUUAGUUUUGAAAGUCAGCAUCUAAUGUAAAUAAAUCACUUGUUAUUGUUUUUACAAUUGGCUGAAAUAUAGCACCUUUACACUUAUGUUGAGCACUCAAAGUUUUCUCCACCCAGUCACAUAUACCAUCAUACAGCUUUUUUUUCUGGCUGUUUCUAACAUUUACACACUCAGUCACACUCUAGUUGAGGACAACAUGGGGAUUCAAGAUCUUGCCUAUGUAGAUUAGGAGAGCUAGGGAUUGAUCACGCAACCUUCCCAGUGGUAGACAACCCGCUCUACCACAGCCGCCCACAUUGUUGCAGCAAACGUAGAAGGGUGUUCCUUUUUCCAGGGCAUGGUUUGUCAGUGAUGAUGAAAAGACAUAUUGCGAUGCAGCGUGUUCCUAUUUUUGAGUUUUCCCAGGUGAAUUUAUGACAAUCAAUUCAGAAUAGUAAUGAACUCUGGUUAUCUGACUAGAGUGCUGACUAAAUCUUCAACACAUACUCCUGUCUGCUAAUAGACAUGAAACACCUACACUCAUUCUUACUCAUUAUAGUUACCAUAUGAUCUUUUCAUACAAACAAGCCAUGGAAAGGAUUAUGACUGAUAGUAAUUACAACAACAUCUUCUUUGUAUAUCACAUUUAAAACAUGCAUCCCAAAACUUUGAUUCUGUUCAUCUGGAUGUAGCAUUUUCAGUGGGAGAAACAUUUCGUCACUCAAUGUUUUGUGAGUGACGAAAUGGUUCUCCCACGUUUCUCCCACUGAAAACGCUACGUCCAGAUGAACAGAAUCAUCCUUUUGGGACUUACUUCAAGACAUUUAAACAUGCAGUUACCACUAAUUUCACAAUUCGAAUAGAACCAUUUGUCUAAACAUAUAGUAGACCUAUAACUAAACAACGAGCAAGAUAAAAUGGCACCUGUCCCUCAAAGUGACCCAUGUUUAAACAAAUGCCUCUCCCUGGGCCUGCUCUUCCUCUUAAAAUACAGUUCUUCUUUCAAGCUGUCACAAGUGCUUCACAUAGACAAAUCACCCCAGUGUUGUCUCUGUACUGUCUUUACGUUACUAUGUGACACACCAAAAAACAUUUUUCAGAUUUUGUGAAUAUUACGCAAAAAACAAAAUCGCAAGCAUGAGCUAGAUAAAAAGGACAAGGACAUUUUUUCACAAACAACAUAAUGCUAAGUAUUAUUACGGAAACAGCUCAUUUUGAUUCUAAAAACCUUUAUAAAAUUAUAAGGGAAGUGACACAUGUACUAUAAAUACAGUGUUGACAAUGACAUUACUGGCAGUUCAUUUUCAGUGGAAAAUCAAACACAAUAACGUGAAAAACAUUUGGCAAUAGUGGUCAACAUGACUGACGAAUAGCUGAAGGUUGCAGACUUUUCUAUGACUUAAUGCCCCACAUUUGAACUGGCUUUCAGUGUGUCUGCCCCACGUAGAAACGAAGACAACACAACAACAUAUGUGAACACUUCACAUCAAUAGCUAUCAUAUGCUUUUUAAAAAUUUAGAAUGGUGGAACUAAGUGAUCUGUGGUCUUGCCUGUGUACGCAGGUAUACAGCAGGUGAGUGUAUGUGCCUGUUUGAAAUGAUCUAUUGAGUUGUGUGGGUGUGCACUGAGGUGCAAAAGGGGAUUCCACACAGGUGUCUGUUUUUGUAUUUGAUGUUGGUAUAACUCAGUCAUACACAUGCCAUGUGCAGAGGAGGUGUGGUGUGUAAGAUCCUCCCAGGCACUGGGUCUCUAUUCCUCAUUGAGUCUCCACUCGCUCAAAUGUGUGACAUCAUUGGAGUUUCCACCUCUUUCUUUUAAAACAGCCUCUCACAGAUAGCGGCAUCAAACAAGAACGGUAGUAGAGGAAGAGGAGGAAAGGCUGCUAAGAAGUGAACUGUAUCUGAUAGAAGGGACCCACUAAAAACAAUGGAAGGUGAAUGCAUGGUAGUGCUGGAUACUACGAUCAACAAAGACACAGAGAAACAGGCAACACAGAGAACACAGAGAGAGCCCAGGUCAAAGCUAACCAUGGUCCUCCUGGCAUUCACACUUUGCCUCGCUGCUACUGCUGCUGCUGCCCUUGUUGUUAACAGGCGUGCUGAGGCUCCUGGACAAAAUGAGGACAAUUUUGAUCUCCAUCACACUUUGAGGCAAAUAUCAAAUGUGAGAGCAGCCAUUCAUUUGCAAGGAGUACACAACUAUAGUAGAAAGACCUCAGUGGAAUGGCAGAAGGAUGUGGACCAGUCCCACUCUCAGGGAGGACUAGAGCUCAAUAACAAUGAAAUUGUGAUUCCUCGAGAUGGCCUCUACUUUGUUUACAGCCAAGCAUCUUUCCGGGUUGACUGCAGCAGCGAUGCCGACGAUAUGUCUUCGCAUCCCAUGGUCCACCUGAGCCACACUGUCCAACGCUGGUCUCACUCAUAUGCACCUAAAUAUGUGACCAUUCUUCACUCUAUCCGUACAGUCUGCCAAAAGACAACCAGUAGUGAUUCAGAUGAGGAUGGGAACUGGUACUCUGCAGUUUACAUGGGGGCUGUGUUCAACUUGUAUGCUGGGGACAGACUGAGAACAAAGACAGAGGAGGCAAUGCUGGAGAAAUUGGAGGAUGAGCCAGGGAAGAACUUCUUUGGUGUUUUUGCCUUGUGAGGAGAGGUGUCUGAUGAAUGUAGGUGAAAUGGUGACGUCAGACUCCAUUUCUCCACCAUGACCUGCUGCCCUUGUGGAAUGCAACUAUUGAAUGUGAGGAAGCCGCAGAGGGUUCACAUUGCACUAAAGAGGUGAUGGAAAAUUUACUUUUACCAUCAGCCAUACUUGAAAUAUUUGUAUCAGCAAGUCAUUUCGUUUUUGUAAGUAAACCAAACCAUUGUAACUACAGCAGUCAACCAAAGAGUGCUACCAUGUCACUACAGGCUGACAGAAUUGAAUAACAAAGGGUUUACUUUUUGGGGAAUUUAUUUAUUCAACAUAUCUUUGUCAUAUUUAUUUUAUUUGUUAUAUUUAUUUAUUUAUUUAUUGAAGUAUUGAAAUGCUUAUAUAUUUAUUAAUUUUAUUGUGUUUUAUACUGAAUGUCCAACUGUAUUUGUGUGGAUUUUUAUUUAUGAAACUAUUUAUUUCAUUUUAUGGCAAGUGCAAAAAAAUGUCUGCGAAUUUAUAGUGCCUGUGGUACUCUGAAAUAUUUGAAUAAAAGUCAGCUUAUAAAGAAAUGA